AUGAAGGCUACUUUCUAUCUCGCCGCAAUCCAGCUGCUGGUCAGCUCUGUUUGCGCUCUUCCGCUGCAGGACAGCCAGAUCCCAGGACAUCUCGACGCCCCCGCUGGCAGCGCUUGGGCGGAGAAGCGCCAGAGCACUUCGACUUGGAACCCCCCAGCUAAUCUUGUCAAGCCUCUCAACGAGGUCUGGGAGCACCAAAUGUCCACGUACAGCAACCCUAUGGGAUUCAAGAACUAUGGCUUCGACCAGGUCAUGGCAACCCGCGGUAAAAUCAACUAUUGUGUGCGCUGGGACUCGAACAAGAAGGUAACUGCCGCACAACGCAAGCAGAUCGCCACUGCGUUGAACCGCUCUUUCAAUAAGUGGAUCGCUGGACUUGCCGGCUUCGAUGGCUGGCCGUAUAAGACGGUGGAGGUGAAUGUCGUUGGGUACGCCGUGCGCGAUCGAUCCCUCCUGGAAGGCGACACCUCGGGACUAGAGAUCUACACCAACAAGGAUGAAGGCGGGAUCCCCGAAUGCGAUCCGGCGUGCGGACGGUUCUUCCACCAGGACGGUGAUUAUAGUCGUUGUCCAGCCGGUGCAAGUCGUCACUACGACCAGAGCCUAUGGCUCACCGAUGGCUUCCAGGGCGGCGCGGGUGGCGACUGGGGCCAGCGCGUGGGCCAAGAGUAUUUCAUGCAGAAUGUCAACUCGGAGAAUAUCCACAUUCAUCUGCAUGAGCUUGGACAUACGUUUGGCUUGGAUGAUUUCUACGACUGGACUCCCACUGGCCAAACGAACUUCAUCAUGCUGGCAGGGAGUGCGACACAGAUUACCGAGUUCGAUAUCUGGAUGCUCCGUGACUGGUGGCGCCAUCUGAAGAACCGGUACAAUCUGUAG
Aspergillus pseudoviridinutans is the source of this 879-nucleotide messenger RNA. RefSeq lists its product as uncharacterized. The record is from RefSeq and is a predicted model, not a curated record. Bases 1 to 879 code for a protein of 292 amino acids. Lineage: Eukaryota; Fungi; Ascomycota; Eurotiomycetes; Eurotiales; Aspergillaceae. The transcript has 4 exons.